GCAUACGAAAGGGAUGAUACCUUCUACUUCGAAACCAUAACUUUCCUGGUAGAGGGCUGCCUGUUCAAAGUACCCCGAGAACACUUCGCCAAGGGAUCCUCCGUUUUUGAAGGAAUGUUCGCUCUGCCUGUCGUAGGCCCCUCAAGUAUCGACGGAGAGAGCGAUGAUCGACCACUACCCUUGCCAGGCGUCUCGAAACAUGAUUUCAGGCAACUGCUUCGAGUGAUGUUUCCGAGACCCUCCGCGUCCGGACCACCUCAGCUGUCUUGCGACGAAUGGGUGUCCGUGCUCAAACUGUCCACGAUGUGGCAAUUCGCCGAAAUACGAGCGCGCGCUGUCCGUGAGCUAUCGGCGAUUGCGAUCGACGCCGUACGAAAAGUCGUUCUGGCAAAAAAAUUCAGCGUCGACCAGUGGCUCCUUCCUGCCCUGAACGAGAUCGCGAGGAGGGCGAAGCCUAUUGAUGUUGAGGACAUUGAGAAGCUAGGGCUUGAGUACGCCCUGAAGCUCGCGGAAGUGCGGGAAAGUUUC
Punctularia strigosozonata HHB-11173 SS5 is the source of this 528-nucleotide messenger RNA. RefSeq lists its product as uncharacterized. The transcript is spliced from 3 exons. Lineage: Eukaryota; Fungi; Basidiomycota; Agaricomycetes; Corticiales; Punctulariaceae. The record is from RefSeq and is a predicted model, not a curated record. The annotation marks the transcript as partial.